UCGUCUGCAUUUAAUUCCCUGCUUUAAAUUAUGACGAAAACUGCCUCCAAAUUAUUCGCCACAAAUUUAGUAGGCUCCAAAAUAAAUUUAAUUUUGCCUCGAAAUUCUCGGCUCCAAAAUCUACGGCGAGAAACGCCGAAAGCUUCCGACAAGUGGUCAUGUCUACGGCUAGUUGUGGCUCAAAAAUGGCGCGGAAGAGGGCGGUUAGAGAGGGUAAUGACCCGCUAAUUGUUUACCCUGCGCGGAAUAAGAAGGCGAAGAAGGAAAGUGGAGCGAAGGGGAAGGAGAAGAAUUUGAUGGAGUCGAAGAAGAAAAAUGUGGUGGAAAUUGUGGAAGAAGAAGGACAAGAGGAAGUGAAGGUUGCAAGAUCGAUUCCGGAGACAACAAGAAGGUAUCAAUUGGAAAUAUUGGAUGUAGCUAUUAGCAGGAACACAAUUGUUGUUUUAGAAACAGGUACUGGGAAAACAUUGAUUGCAGUGCUUCUUAUAAAGCAAAUUGCUAAUAAGUUAAGGGAUGAAGGUGAGAAAGGUAUAAUUGUAUUUCUUGCACCAACAGUUCAAUUAGUUGCGCAGCAAUCUGAUGUGAUUAAAUACAAUACGGACUUGCAAGUGGGGUGUUAUCAUGGUGCAAAAGACAUCAAUAUUUGGAAUGCUGAAAAAUGGAAAAGAGAAGUAGAAACAAAUGAGGUACUUGUGAUGACUCCUCAAAUUUUAUUGGAUGGCCUGCGUCUCAAUUUAUUAAAGCUAGACAUGGUUCACCUGCUAAUCUUUGAUGAGUGCCAUCAUGCAUGUGGGCACCAUCCAUAUGCGAAAAUAAUGAAAGAGUCUUAUUAUGGAUCUCAGCACAAACCAAAAAUAUUUGGAAUGACUGCAUCACCUGUCAUGCGGAAGGGUGUUUCUUCAAGUGUGGAUUGUGAGGACCAAAUUGCUAGACUUGAAGACAUCCUGGAUUCAAAGGUAUAUACAUUGAAGGAUAGGGCCGAACUUGAUUUGUUUGUGCCCACUCCAAAACAAGUAACUAAAUUUUAUCGUAAGCAUCAUUUGCAGGAUGAUUCCCUGCGACUAAAACUGGCUUCUCUGAGAGAAAAGAAUAUUCAAAGUGAAUUGUUUCCUUAUCAGUUCAAGGAUGAAGAAAAUUUUAUGAAGAAAAUGAGGAAAAGAAUUUGGAAUCUCCAUGGAAAUAUUGAAUAUUGUCUUGAGAAUUUGGGAUUGUAUGGUGCUUAUAAGGCUACUCAACUAUACCUUGCUAAAGACAGCAGACACAAUGUAUGUGAUAUAGAUACAAUAGCUGUAGAAAAUGUGCAAGAAUCGAGGGAUGCAUUUCUAUAUGAUGUCUUGGAGCUUCUAGAGGAGGCACUUCCAGCUGAUGUAGAUAAAUUAUUUAAAGAGCCUACAGGCAUUACUGUUGCUGUUGAAAGAGGGAUUUUAUCUCAGAAAGUGCAACGAUUAGUGCAACUUCUUCUUCAACAUAAGAAUGCUGAAGAGAUGCACUGUAUAAUUUUUGUGGAACGAGUGAUUGUGGCUGCAGUAAUGUCAAGUUUGAUGCAGCAAAUUGAUUGUCUCUCAUUUGUCAUCAGUGAUUAUUUAUCUAGCGCAACUCCAGUAUUGGGUAGAAAAAAGCAGCAAAAGACUCUAGACCUUUUUUCUGCUGGCACGAUCAAUGUUCUAGUUGCAACUGAUGUUGUUGAAGAAGGUAUUGAUGUGCAAGGUUGUCGUUGCGUUAUUCGUUUUGAUUUACCAAAAACAGUACGCAGCUUUAUUCAAUCUCGUGGCCGUGCUCGUCAAAGUGGAUCAUAUUUUAUCUUACUUGUUGAGAGUGAUAACGAGAAACAACAGCAGCUUUUAUUUGAUAUAAUCAAAAGUGAGGAGUCGCUGAGGGAGAUGGCUAUGGAUAGAAAUCAUACUCCUCGUAUUCAAGAUCAUAUAACAAUUGAGACAGAUGUGUAUUUUGUUGAAUCUACUGGUGCUACAAUUAAUUGUGAUGCAAGUAUCAGUUUCAUAUAUAAGUAUUGUGCGAAAUUGCCUGGAGAUACCUAUUAUUCACCUAGACCAGAGUUUAUUUCUAGAAAGGUGGAGGGCUUGUACCAGUGUAUAUUGAAGUUGCCACCUAAUGCACCUUUUCAUGAGGUAAUUAGUCCGCUGAGUGCAAAACUUCUACAUGCAAAGCAACUUGCAUGCUUGGAGGCAUGCAAAAGUUUACAUAAAGUUGGAGCUGUCAAUGAUUAUCUUCAGCCAGUUACAGAAGUGCUGCCUGAAGAAGAAGACAUCAUGAAUUCAUACCAAAAAAUAUGUACAGAUGCAGGUACAACAAAAAGAAAAGAGUUGCAUUCUACCGUUGAAGCAAACACAUUGUUUGGUAGCUGGGGUGAAGAACAGAAUGUGGUAACUUUGCAAGUCUACAAGCUUGUCUUUUCAUCAGACUUCAAUAAUGAGGAAACAUAUACCAACUUUGCACUUCUAAUCGAAGCGGUUCUAGAUGAUGACGUUGCAACUGCAGAGAUAGAUUUGCAUCUAACUGCAGGUAGAGUUGUUAAAUCAAAAUUAGUGCGAAGUGGAGAGGUUAAAAUGGACCAAGGUCAGCUGAAGGAUGCAAAGGCUUUCCAGGAAAUUCUGUGCAAUGGAGUAUUUGGUAAGCUUAUGCGCCGGAAUAAAGGUUCAAAAGGAUCAAAUAUCCUGAAGGAACAUAAUUUAAAGAUCAUUGAAAUGAAAGACCUAUGGUCGAGUUCUGAAAUGUACCUCCUCCUUCCACUUGAAUCAGAGAAAAGUGGAUUUAGUGAAAGUGUGGCAAGCAUUGACUGGAAAUGCAUUAGAAAUUGUGCCUCAGGAGCAAGAUUAUUUAAAUUAUUAUGUACUAUUUCUGAGAAGGAUAAUAAUAUAAGGGAAGCUCUACAGGACAUUUUGAUGGAGAGGACAACUCUGUUGCAGUGUGCAGCGGGUAAAUCAGAACUUAUUAGUUUGGCAAGUGGAACUUGUGGAGCUUCCGAGCUGAUAGAUAAAGUGGUUAUUACUGUUCACAGCGGAAAAAUAUACUCCAUUGUAGAAGUUAUUCAUGACAAAACUGUCAUGAGUCCUUUCCCUGGGUAUAGGAAUCACAAAGCAGAUAACUAUGGUAGCUACUGUGAUUAUUUCAAUAAAAAAUACGGAAAGAAGUUGAAACAUUUGAAUCAACCACUUUUACGGGUGAAGCAAACUCAUCGGCCUCACAAUCUUCUUACCCAUCAGUCAGAAAAGUUAAAAGAGAGAAGUCUUAACUCAAAAGUUGAUGAAGUCAAUUAUGUUGAGCUUCCGCCUGAACUAUGUUUGGACUUGGGCAUCCAAACUUCUGUGAUUAAAUCCCUGUAUUUUCUUCCCUCUGUGAUGCAUCGUCUGAGUUCCCUGAUGCUUGCUAGCCAGCUGCGCAAAACAAUUAGGGAAGAUUUGCCGAAAUGCCCUAUUGUACCUGCUGCACUGAUCAUGGAAGCAGUGACUACAGCUAGAUGCUUAGAAAGCUUUUCCUAUGAGCGCUUGGAGUUACUGGGUGAUUCAUUUUUAAAAUAUAGCAUCAGUCGCUAUCUAUUUUUGAAAUAUGAAAAGAACCAUGAAGGGCAGUUGUCAGCACACAGAUCCCGAGCUAUUAGCAAUGCAACCCUUCAUCGUCUAGCAAUUUUCCGUGAUUUACCGAAAUAUAUUCAAGAUGAACCAUUUGAUGCUUGUCGUUGGGUUGCUCCUGGUAUGCUAUGCUGGAAAUCUGUUCCUUGCCAUUGCAAUCCAAAAAAAUUUGAAAGUAAUGAAAAUCCUUCUAUUGAGAAGGAAAAUAAAGUGGUCAGAAUUGGCAAAGCUUGUGACGAAGGGCAUCGAUGGAUGUGCUCGAAAACAAUAUCAGAUGUUGUGGAGUCACUUAUUGGUGCAUAUUUAGUUGGAGGUGGUCCAAUCGCUGCUCUUGAAGUUAUGAAGUGGAUGAAUAUGGAAGUUGAAGUUGAAGCCGAGUUACUAGAGGCAGCAUUUGAUCGCGCUUUCGUUUAUCCUUGUGUCCUACGGAGUACAAAUUUACAUGGCUUGGAGGUGUUAUUAAGAUAUGAAUUCAAGAACAAGGCCCUUCUAGUGGAAGCGCUCACACACGCUUCGCAACAAGAUCCUGAAGGAGGAGGUUGCUACCAGCGCUUAGAAUUCCUUGGGGACUCUCUUCUUGAUUUUCUCAUCACAUUUCAUCUCUACUCAACAUACCCAAGACUCUCACCUGGAAUUUUAACAAAUCUGCGCUCAGCAGCUGUUAACAAUCAGAAUUUUGCUCGGGUUGCUGUGAAACAAAAUAUUCAGAAAUAUCUCCGUCAUGGUUCAGGCACUCUUUUGAAUCAAAUAACAGAUUUUGUCAAGGAUGUUGGAGAAUGUAAAGUGGGGCAACACAGGUUCAUCUCAUUUGGAGGAGGAAUAGGAGGUCCCAAGGUAUUAGGGGACCUAGUCGAAAGCAUUGCAGGUGCAAUCUUAGUGGAUACCAAAUUCAAUUUAGCAUGUGUAUGGGAGAUAAUGAAACCUAUCUUGUCUCCAAUUGUUACACCUGAAACUCUAGACUUGCAUCCACUGCGAGAGUUGCAAGAACUCUGCUGUCAACACGGGUUUUCUCUAAAAUGGAAAUUUGUUAAACGAGGGAAAUUAACUGUGGCCACUGCAGAAGUCCAACUUGAAGAAUCACUUAUAGUUGCAACAGGCUCAAAGAUGAACAAGAAGACUGCAAAGAUGGUAGCUUCCCAGCAGAUGUUGACACUUUUGGAGGAAAGAGGCUUGAAACAUGACAAUCAAUGGCAGAUGUCAAUGGACUUGGCCUCCAAAGUGGUUCCAGAGAAAGGAUCAAAUCCUAUUACUUGUGGAGAAAAGAUUUCUGUUUCAGAAAAUAAUGAUUUUAAAAAAUCCGAAGAUAAGUUUUCUAAUCAGGUUCUGGCUACAGAUAAUGGAAUUGAUAUCUUAAAGAUAGAGCAGACAACUGCUGGCACUACACAUCUGGAUACAGGAGAAUUGGACAUGGAUGUCAUAGAAGAUCAAUGUUGGAGAAGAAACCUAGAUCAAGAGGAUGAAAUGCACAGAUUGGAAGAGGGUAUUAGUCUAUAUGAAAAUGCAGGUAGUUAUAGAAUGGAUCAAGAAAGUGAUCUAAAUCAAGAACCCUCGAAAAAGAGACAAAAGCUUUUGGAAACAUCAGCAGAUUCCAGAAAAUGUGAAGAAUGUAUUAGUGGAGAAAAGAAUGACAAUAUGAUAUGUAAUAUCAAAGACAGCUCUAACCAGAACUGGUGUCCUGAUGAUGGAUUGACAAGCUCAUCUAAAGUAGAUGGAGGAAGCAAUAUUCUUGAGGCUUGGAACAGCAGCGCAACAGAUAGCGACUUAGUGUCACUGGAGAAUGUGGGUGCCAAACCAGCUUUCAUCCAAAAGUUACAGGUUAAAGGAGUUGCACGUAAUUUGUUGUAUCAUCUAUGCCUGAAAAAAAGGUGGCCAGCAGCUGCAUAUCAUUUGAUUGAGGAAAUUGGUUUGCCUCACAUAAGAAGUUUCAUGUUUGAUGUGCAUAUCCCUCAACAUGAACUAGGACACAUCAAAAUUCAGGGAGAAGCAAAAUCUGACAAGAAGAGUGCAAAGGAUUCGGCUUCACUGAUGAUGUUACAUGAGCUUGAGAAGCAGGGACUCUGUGUUGUAGAUGAUUUAAUUAAACAAACUUAAGCUCUAAAAUGAUGUAGAGUUACUUCCAUUGCAACAUGAAAUAUUUUUUCAAACAUGUUACAAACACAUACUGAAGAUACUGGAAAUGUAUUGGCAGUCACAGAUCAAUGACUGCCAUAGAGCAAUGACACUAACAUAUUUUAAUCAGCAAUUAUUUGAAA
Molecule: messenger RNA, 5839 nt
Organism: Cryptomeria japonica (Japanese cedar)
Lineage: Eukaryota; Viridiplantae; Streptophyta; Pinopsida; Cupressales; Cupressaceae
Product: endoribonuclease Dicer homolog 3b
Exons: 27
Coding region: 159-5678 (1839 amino acids)
Biological process (GO): siRNA processing
Cellular component (GO): cytoplasm; nucleus
Molecular function (GO): RNA binding; ribonuclease III activity; ATP binding
Source: RefSeq, a predicted model, not a curated record